UUAUUUUUGUAUUUUGAUGUUUUAUAUUUAACUUUAUACAUCAUUAAAUACAGGUAGCACCAUUUUAUUUAAUACUGUUGCUUUUUUGCAAUUUAAUCCUUUAAUUUUAUUUAAAACGCUAUUUGGGUUCAAAUGUCUGAAACGAUAUUUAGGUUGUUUAUCUCCUUUUUGCGACGUGAUGACGUAGCACCGAAGAUUCCACCCGUUUUCCGACAGAUACCGCUUUCUGCGCUAUGAUUGGUCAGCAUCCCUACGCCUUCCGAGCUCUGAUUGGUCAAAACUUCAGUCUCACCAGCGUGAACCAUGGUGUGAAUGACAAAGCGAGGCGGAACAGAUCGGAAUGCGGGUAGGGAAAAAACGCGUAAAAUGAAAAAUGGCGGAUUCACUCCGUAGAGGUUUGUCCGAGAACAGCUCGGAGAGAGUGUUUUGGAGAAAGGCGGUAGGGACUGCUAAAGGCGUCCCUGAGACGGAAAUGGUGGAAACCCUGCGGUGUUACGACGGACAGUGUGGAAAAGAGGAGCGGCGCGUGCACUCAGACGAGGAGGAAGCAGAUGAGCCGUCUCUUCUGAGGUUCAUGUGUGCUGAGCUGACCAGAGGCUACUUCCUGGAGCACAAUGAGGCGAAGUACACAGAGCGCAGAGAGAGAGUGUACACAUGCAUGAGGAUCCCUAAAGAGCUGGAGAAGCUCAUGAUGUUCGGCUGCUUCCUGUGCCUGGACGCGUUCCUCUAUGUGUUCACUUUACUGCCCCUCCGAACCCUGCUCGCCUUCCUGAGACUGCUGACCAUUCCCUGCUGUGGCCUCGGGGCACACAUGUGCCCGUACUGCAGAAGGAGCAGCAGCUCACAGUUCCUGCAACCAGCCCAGGUGUGUGACCUGCUGAAGGGCCUGAUCAUGGUGCUGUGCUGCUCCAUGAUGCAUUACGUGGAUUACGCCAUGAUGUACCAUCUUAUCCGAGGACAGUCCGUCAUCAAACUCUACAUCAUCUACAACAUGCUGGAGGUGGCAGACCGUCUCUUCUCCUCCUUCGGCCAGGACAUCCUGGACGCUCUGUACUGGACCGCCACUGAGCCAAAGUCCAGCAAGAGAUCUCACAUCGGAGUCAUUCCGCAUUUCAUCAUGGCUGUCUUUUAUGUCUUCCUACACGCCAUCCUCAUCAUGGUCCAGGCCUCCACAUUAAACGUGGCCUUCAACUCGCACAAUAAGUCUCUGCUCACCAUCAUGAUGUCCAAUAACUUUGUGGAGAUCAAAGGAAGCGUAUUCAAAAAGUUUGAGAAAAACAACCUCUUUCAGAUGUCGAACAGCGACAUUAAGGAGCGCUUCACUAACUGCAUCCUCCUGCUGAUCGUGUGUCUGAGGAACAUGGAGCAGUUCUCCUGGAACCCAGAUCAUCUGUGGGUGCUGCUUCCAGACGUCCUCAUGGUGGUAGCCUCCGAGGUGGCCGUGGACGUAGUUAAGCACGCGUUCAUCACCAAAUUCAACGACAUCACCGCAGACGUGUACAGUGAAUACAAAGCCAGCUUGGCCUUGGAGCUCGUCAGCAGCCGGCAGCAGUAUGCGUACACAGACUACAGUGACUCAGUGGCCAGGAGAAUGGGCUUCAUCCCUCUGCCUCUGGCUGUUCUGUUGAUCCGAGUGGUGAUGAGCUCAGUGAAGAUUCAGGGAGCACUGGCAUCUGUCAGCCUGCUGCUCUUCUACCUAGGAAUGUUCACACUCAAAGUGUUGAACAGUAUAGUUCUGCUGGGAAAAUCCUGCCACUAUGUAAAAGAAGCCAACAUGGAGGGGAAGCUGUUUGAUAAGCCCAACACUCCAGGUCCGAAAAAGACCCCCAGAACACCCAGACAUUCCAAAUCCCCGCCUCCAUCAGAUAAGCCAAAAGCUGAGCAUCAGUCCCCUUUCAUCACGUCCAUCACCAGGCAACCUGCCCCCCGCACACCAGACCUCCUCCCCUCGACUCCCAAGCCUGUCACCAUGGAAACCAGCGAGCCUAUACCAGAGAGUCCCUCUAAAGCAGUGGAGGGCAGCAGCGAGACUCCUCACGGCACUGAGCUCAAACACAGAGCACUAAAGAAAGACCUGCUAGAGAUCGAUCGCUUCACCCUGUGUGGAAACCGCAUACUUUAACCACCGCAGCUUCACCUCAGAGACGAGACCGAAACACGCCACCAGUCCCCAGGGUAGAGGGACGGCGACAUACACACAGGCUGAGAGAUUCAGUCAGAGAAAACGUAAAGAACAUUCCAGUGACUGAGGACCUGCUGUCCAUGGCAGUCAGGCAGAGUCACAUGAUGUGAGGCCUGAUGGGGGGGGUCCAGCAUCCUCUCUUCCUUUUAGAUGUGAACAGAGUAGAGACGCAGCAUUUCAGUGCAGUGCAGCUACGCUGUCCUGAAUACUCUGCUAUAAUCAUGUCAGACAUUUGAGAAGGAAACAAUCUUAGCAUACAGAGAGAUGUUAAAUCCACAGACUAAAGUUUUAAAAUGAUGUUAUUAGGUAUUAUAAUAAUGAGUAAUAACGAGUUAGAAAAGCUAUAAACUUAAUAACCAGGCAAUGGAGUGAAAGGUGAAAAUGCUGUACAUUUGCUGUCAAACACAACAGCAGUAUUUUAUAUUUCAAAAUAAAACCUAAUACUUUUAAUGACUUAUAAAUGAUAAAAGGAAUUAAAAAAUGUAAAAUCUUAUACCACAGCCAAUUUCAGCAGUUCCAUUUUUUAUUUAUUAAAGAAUGCUGCAUUUUUUUAUUGUUACUAUUAUUAUUUGUUUGUUUACAUUUAUCUUUAAUGUUGCAGAACAGCUACGAAAUGACUUCCUGUUAUCACUUAAAGCAGCUACACUCUAUAUCAGUCGCACUCUUCUCUUUCUGGAAGCCAACCUGAAGACUUUGUAAGAGUCUCUGAUACUGGAGACUCCUUUUGUAAUCAUUUAUGUUUAAAUUAUGUGUAGCUAGCAAUAAACAAUUCGCUGUGAAUUAGCCGUUACUAUGGAAACUAUUUUGAAUCAAACUGGCAAUGUGAUUCGGGCGUUCAGGCCAUGCUGUGGUAUAAAGAUAACGAGUAAUACUACAAUAGGAUUUUUCAUAUUUUAAUGAAGUUAAACAUUCCUAGACUAAAGAGUUCGACUGUACAGAAAACCUCUAGUGAAACCAUGAAACGCAUUUUCACCCUGAACCCAUAAAUACACUGCGCUGCUUGGUUAUUAAAAUAUUGAUGUAUUAAAUAAUAAAGCAUCAUCUCGGUCUAAUGAAUUAUGCCAGGUUUAGUACAGGUCUUUAAUAGAUGUCGUAGAUGGCGCUGAACUUAAUACACGCACUUUCAUCUUGUUGCUGGUCUCAUGGCUGGUUCCCGGCUGGUAGUCAGGUGGAACAUGAGCGAUAGUAGAUAAAAAGGCUUGAAGCUCACAGUGAGCGUUGUCUACUAUCACCGUUUAACAUUCCAGACCUUCUCAUAUAUUGUGCCAUUCUUUAGAGUGUAUUGUUUACUUUAGUUUGUCAAAAAAAAAAAAAAACACAGGUUUGACUGCCUGGGAUUCACCUCUACCUAAAGAGGCAGCGCUUUUCUAACGCAGCUUACCCAGAUCGCUCCCUCUUCAUCUGUACGUUCAGCUCAAAUGCAUCAACUUUUAUGCUGAUGCCACCCACAGCAUCGCACUUGACAGCUGCGAUGCAUUUUGUUUAAGCCUUGAAUCCAAUGUUUGCACUAACAUCUCCCCUAUCUAUAUCCCUGAUUGCUGGAAUCUUUUCAGGAAAAUAAAAAACUAAACACCAGAAUCACUAAACACACACAGAUUAUUAUAACACAAUCAUAUUCCAUAUGUUUCAGGGUGGAGUUUUCCUUCAAAACCCCCAGAUAUCUGAAACCAGAAGAAAAGGAAGUUGCACUGAUUUUUUUUCCACACUGUCUUAGAUGGUUUAGUGUUUGCUUCAACAUGUCAUGACAUUCGCUUUCACGUUUGUUUACUCACUCACUCAGGGAACGGGGAGAAGACAUCUAACACUGCCUCAGUCCUAGUGAGGGUUCAUCGCUUGUCUUUCAGUUCUCUCUGUUUUUGUUCAUCGAGAUGUUUGUGGUCAUAACUAAUAAAAAUAGUGACUCUAAUGAAGAAACGAUAACCAGGGACACCGAUCUAGUUCUAGUAAUUUAUUCAGAGCGUUUUGCACAUUUUAACACGUCUCUUGGUUUCAGGGAGGUAAUCUUAUUUUCACAAAUCAUGAGAAAACAUUCCUAGGUGUAUUAAAGCUGAUUUUUAUGUCUUGCUGGUGUGUUCGGGUCCAGACCGAAUGUGAAUGUGCUCCUUCAGUGAUUUCAUACUAAAAUAAUGUUACACCAGCAA
Messenger RNA from Tachysurus fulvidraco (yellow catfish), 4323 nucleotides. RefSeq names its product transmembrane anterior posterior transformation 1a (gene tapt1a). The record is from RefSeq and is a predicted model, not a curated record. The transcript is spliced from 15 exons. Gene Ontology annotation, biological process: positive regulation of cilium assembly; maintenance of protein localization in endoplasmic reticulum. NCBI's taxonomy places the organism in Eukaryota, Metazoa, Chordata, Actinopteri, Siluriformes, Bagridae. Bases 374 to 2122 code for a protein of 582 amino acids. Gene Ontology annotation, cellular component: endoplasmic reticulum membrane; ciliary basal body.